AUGGCGACCGCCGCCGACGUUGGAGUAGGUGUGGCGAGACUCAGCAAAGCGUGCACUGAGUGUCACUCGCGCAAGGUCAAGUGCGAUGCGCCUAUUGUCGGGAUACCCUGCGGCCGAUGUGUCAGCAAGGGAUGCUCCGAGAGUUGCAAGUUGGUCUCUCGCCAGAUACGAAAGAGAGAAUUCUCGUCGAACCAUGCUUUAGUGGACUCUUCAACCUCUUCCAAUCCAAUCGUGCCGCCGUCUUCCAUCCGACGCACCCACGGUUCCCAUUGUCUUGGUGAAUUUGGGAAGACGAGCUCGAUAGGUUCAGGCCGCGCGCCCGAAAAUAUACGAGACGUCUAUGCACUCCCGCAGGCCCAAGCAGAAUACAACGGAAGGAGUCAUUAUCUUAGUAUAUUGAAGACGGCGAUGAAUGGCAGUGAGACGGGUGAAAGUCCCGGGCUCGGGUCUACUGCCAACAGCUCCACCGAUAACACUCCUCUCUACCCAGAAAACACACAGGUCGGCAUGUCUGGUUUGGAUCCGGUGGAUCUAGAGUUUCUUACAGUCCUAACAAGUGCUACUCUCUACGUGCCGACUGAGCUCCUCACCUCGUGUGGAUACUCAAACGUCACAGAGGCGCAGACAGCAUUUUUCAACAAGGCAUUGCUACUACACGACUUUCAAUGCGAGAAGAGUCAACUAUGCCUGCUUCAGGGAUCCCUCAUCCUAGGCACAACUGCCUUCUUCUACCCCAUCGACCGAGAUGUUCAGUACUGGUUCUUCAAUGCCGUCCGGCUUGCCACGAAAUUGGAACUCCAGAAGCUUAUGCCUCUGGUCAGCGACAAGAAGAAGCUGCCAGCGUUGCCAACGGCGGAAGAUUGGGAAGUUCAGAGUGACAACAUAAACACCCUGUUCCCUUCCACGGUAACUCGUGAACAAGAGCUUCACUUCAUUGAUUACUGCAAAUUGUCUGUGCUAGGAAGGAAAUGGCUUGUUGGAAUAUCCGACCCAGAUCAGUUCAACGCUGAAACCAUGGCUCACGAGUUUCAUAAUUGGAGAAGUCAGCUUCGAGGAGCAAUCUACGCAGACCACCACCUCACCGAUGGCCCCUACAUCACGGCCCUAACCGCAGCCAGUUACAGGUUCGAGUGUAUCUUGUACAGGACUCUCAAGCUUCAUUGGAAGUCUAUUGAUGUUUCCCGGUACGACUGGGUACGAGGUCGACUUCGAUGCUCUAUGUUUGAGCUUGACACGCUGUUCGGCAGAGCACUUGCAAAUGGCGAACUUAGGAGCCUGCCCAUGUCGUUGUGCGUCUCCCCCACAGAGAGUCCCAAAAUCGAGAAUGAACGACUAACGAUUGAGCCUGGAAGCAAUUCCAAUAUACCAAUAGCACUGGCCCUCCACAUAGAGACCGCCUUGGAUGCCACCGAGUCGAACGCAACCAAGUCCAUGUCGCUCAUCUACAUUCGUCAAGGAUUGCUCAUUCUCGAACAGCUUCAGGACUCACCAGUCAUGAAGAGGGUAUUGUCCAUCUUUGAGUGGGCGUUAACUCGGUUGGAUUUAAUCCCCGAGGUUUCUCAGGACAAGCAACUCUGUGGCGGUGUUCGUGCUGGCAGUGACCAGGAUGGGUUUGUGGACCAGGUGGGAACCUCGACGGGUCAGGAACUUGGAGAAAUGCUCGAUCAGAUGGAGCCGUGGUUUGGUGAUUUCCUCGGGCUUGACUUCCUCGAUAACUUGAGGUCGGGCGGCGAUAGAGGAUAG
Messenger RNA from Colletotrichum tamarilloi, 1743 nucleotides. RefSeq lists its product as uncharacterized. Bases 1 to 1743 code for a protein of 580 amino acids. The record is from RefSeq and is a predicted model, not a curated record. Gene Ontology annotation, molecular function: zinc ion binding; DNA-binding transcription factor activity, RNA polymerase II-specific. Gene Ontology annotation, biological process: regulation of DNA-templated transcription. The transcript has 5 exons. Lineage: Eukaryota; Fungi; Ascomycota; Sordariomycetes; Glomerellales; Glomerellaceae.